UAAUUUUUGGAAAGGCUAGGUAUUAAUGAGUAAAUAACUGCAUUUAUUAUUAAAUCUUUAUAAUUUAUCACAUCCCGAUUAAUUUUCUGAAAUAAUCUGCUGUAUCAUGGUUUAGUAGAAUGGAUGGCUUGAUAGAUAUUGUUAAUAAUAUUCAAUUGAAAUCAAAUAAAGAAACAAUCAAUAAAUCGAAUGUUAAUAACACCCUAGAAAAUACAAAGUCUAAAACAUUGCCAUCGUAUUUAACUAAUAUUAGUUCUUAUAUUCAAAACGAUUUUUCAACAUCAUCGACCAAAUCUACAUUAUCAUUAGAUGCCUUGGAAAAAAAUAACAAUAUGCUUAUUCAAUCUCAUGUUUUCCCACGAUCAAAUUUUAUCAGAUCACCAAAUAAUUUAGCUGGAGUUCAUGGCAAUCUUAACAAGGAUGAAUCAAAUUUUUAUAAAAACUCAAUUAUGUCUUUAAACUCAUCUAUAUCAGGGUCAUCUCUAUAUUCUAUGUGUAAUAGUGCUUCAUCUUUAAAUUCAUGCUCAAAUAAUAAAGAUAAUAGUAUUAACAUAAAUAUUAUUAAUGGAAAUUUAUGCAAUGAAACAAAGUCCAUUCCUCCUAAUUUUCAAAUGCCACAUAAUAAAGAUAUUACAAAUGAUUCUGAUAAAAUAACAUCAGCAGUUUUAACAUCAUCAAUACCAUUUUAUAAUGUUACUAAAUAUUUACCUUAUUACUCAUUUUCUAAACAUAAAAAAGUAUCGCAAAUUGUCCCACCUUAUACAAUACAGGAAAAUUCUAUAGUUCAAGAUAAUAAAUAUUUUGAGAAAAAUGAGAGUAUAGUUAGUGAUGUACAAAAUAUAGAUUGUCAACCUCAUGCUAGUGAUAUAUAUAAACCAUCAUGGUUAUUAAGGCUUUUUGAAUCCCCUCAUUUUGACAUGUCAAUAGCUAUAUCUUAUCUUUAUAAUUCCAAAGAAUCUGGGGUUCAUUCUUAUAUAGUAAACAAGAUGUUUUCUUUUCCAGAACAUGAAGUAGACUUUUAUCUGAUCCAGAUAAUAAAUAUGUACAAUAGUAUGAAAGAAGUUGCUGAGGUCCUUCAUUCCUACAUCAUUCACAGGAGUCGAAUGAAUAUAGAUUUUGCGUUGAGGUGCACUUGUUUAUUAGACGCCUUUCAACCCGACUUAAACGUAUCCCGCAGAAAACACAGGGGCCUAAAACUAAAGGAAAUAAUAUUUACCGAAGAUUUAAAAAUUCGAAAUGUCGAGGCUGAUAAAUUAAUCAAAAUUCCUAGCCCACCUUCAGAAAAUUCUCUAAACAAUAAUCUGACAACACAUGAUAAACCCAGUAUUAUUAAAGGCGAUGAAAUCACCGAAAACUCCAAGAUUAAAACAGCCAUUUCCUCAAAUUCCGAUUAUUCCAUUAAUUGUCAACAAUUCAGGAAAAAGGGCCUUCAUCAUUACCGAUCAAAAUCUGAUGCUACAAUUGUAGGAUACGGAAAAUCGUCUAUCCAAUCGCCACCCAAUUUACCCGAUAGCAAUUUUAACAACUUAAUGGCUGCUUACAACUAUAAUUAUAACAAAAGCAAUAGCAGUCUCAAUUUUGUUCAUUCCACCGUAAGCCAGAGGGUCUCAUUUUUACCCAGGGGGAUAGGUGAUAUUAAUUCCGGACGGGCUUUCGAUAAUGGUUGCACUUGUAUUUCAAUCCACCCUAAUUCUAGAAUAAAUAUCCAUAAUUCGAAUGACAGCAUGAACCCAGUUAUUGCUGAGAAAAUGUGUACCUUGUUUCAUAAAUGCAACUGCGACGCGCCUAAAUUGAUUCCGCAAUACGAAUUUUUGAAAGCUCUCCAUAAGAUAGGCAAUAAAUUACAAAUGUUCGCUAGUAAAGAUUUAAGAACGACCAAAUUGAUAUCCGAAAUAACGUUACUUAAUAUGAACCUUCCUAGUCGAGUAUGGUUGCCCAUAUAUUCUCGCCAAACACCUCAUCACAUACUUCGAAUUCAUCCAUCCAGCGCCGUUGUUUUGAAUUCGAAAGAUAAAGCGCCUUUUAUCUUAUACGUAGAAGUUCUAGAAUGUUCCGACAUAUCCACAUGUCCGGUCCCUAAAAAAAUGUUAGAAACUGAACAAUAUAUGAAUGAUUCCAUACACAUUUCUUCUUUCCGCUCUAAUCCGCGUUUCGUCCCUCACUUGUCUCACAACAACAGUCAAUCUUCGUUCCUGCGUUUUACCAGAAGUGCGGAAAAUUUACAGCAUUUGAAUUUGCCUCACAAUAACUUGUCAGCCUAUAAUUUUUAUAACUUCGAACUUAAUGUACCGAAUGGGCACAGAGCCCAAGAUACGGAAGAUAAUACUGAUACACUAUCUUACGACGAUACCACUUCCAUUUCAUCGUUCGUUGUUAACAACGCCAAUAACAAUAUUAAUAAUUGUGUUAAUAACUACAAUGGCAAUGGCGGAUUGGAUUUCGAGAUAGACACUAAUCGUCUUUCCAUCUCUAGUUCGACCCAGCCUUCGUGUCACUUAGAAUCGUACUCAUUAUCUAACAACAAACCUCUAAUUUUUCCAGCGCCCGAUCAAUUAUCCCAGUUUUCUAUGGACAGUUACGCCAGUAAUGAUAGUGGUUACACGAAUAAUGGCCAUUUGCAGCUACAAAAUUGUCAAGAAUCGAAUGGAACGGUCAAUUGUAAUGACAAAAAAGACGCAACCAAUUCGGGGUCCUUAUUGGUGAUGGCAGGAGACAUCAGGAAACGAUUGGCCGAAACUCUAUUAACACCUAAAUCUUCUUUUAAAAGAGAUCCAGAUGACCCAUCGGCAUCAAUUUUGAAGGAACCUUGGAUGGAUAAAUUUCAAAGACUUAAAGCUCAAUCGCCAUACGGGCAUUUGGGAAAAUGGAACCUGUUUCCCAUAAUUAUUAAAUGCGGAGACGAUCUAAGACAAGAACUUAUGGCUCAACAAAUUUUAAUGCUUUUACAAAAAAUUUGGUCAGAGGAGAGAAUAUCCCUUUGGCUUUACCCCUACGAUAUAUUCGUGUUUUCAAAGGACAGCGGCAUGAUAAGGCCCAUUGUGAACGCGAUUUCCUUACACCAAAUCAAAAGAAAUCUUUCGCCUUCCAUACAAAAUGCUCAAAAUCUUGAGAGUUUUGAGGAAAUACUGUCAUCUGCAAUCAGACAGGAAAAUCCUAAAUCCGAGCCCACUCCUCCAUCUAACACAAAAAUCAAUAAUAAUAUUUGUUCUAACUUCACAUUACUCGGUUACUUCUUGAGCGAAUUCGGCAAUGCUAACAGCGAGGAGUUUCUCAGUGCUCAAAGAAGCUUCGUUCAAAGUUGUGCGGCUUAUUGUAUAGUUUGCUAUUUACUGCUCUUAAAAGAUCGUCACAAUGGUAAUAUUUUGCUAGACUCCGAAGGUCAUCUAAUACACAUCGAUUUUGCCUAUAUGCUUUCGAAUUCACCGAAAAAUUUAGGGUUUGAAAACUCGCCAUUUAAACUAACCCAAGAAUUUGUAGAUGUAAUGGGUGGUUUUGGUAGUGAUAUGUUUGAAUAUUUCAAAAUACUUAUGCUUAAAGGGUUCAUAGCUGCUCGAAAGCACAUGGAUAAAAUUUUGACUUUGGUGGAAAUCAUGCAAUUGAAUUCCCAACUACCUUGCUUUAAAAACAGCGUUAGCACGAUCAAAGGAAUGAGAGAUCGAUUCCAUUUAAAUAUGACAGAGGAGCAGUUGAGAUGCUUGGUUGAAAAUUUGGUCGAAACCAGUGUACAUUCUAUUACUACCCGGCUUUAUGACGGUUUUCAAUAUCUAUCUAAUGGAAUAUUAUAAAAAUAAUAUUAAUUAUUAUGGAUUAUCGCUAGAGUCUUUUUUAAAAUAACCAUAGUGUUAUUCUAUUUAUUCAUAAAUUAAAUUUCCUUUCUCCCUGUGUAUUUAUUAUAUUGCCAAUGAUUUUGAAAAAAAUUUAUAUAAAACUAAUAUAUUUAUAUAUUAAAUUUUUUAUUAUAAUUUAUCUAAAAUUAUUUAAAUUAAGUUUUAAGCAUUUAUUAUUAUUUUUAUAAAUAUAAAUGUGCCAACCACAAAAC
This is a messenger RNA of Gordionus sp. m RMFG-2023, 4039 nucleotides long. Its product is annotated as phosphatidylinositol 4-kinase beta-like. The record is from RefSeq and is a predicted model, not a curated record. Lineage: Eukaryota; Metazoa; Nematomorpha; Gordioida; Chordodea; Parachordodidae. The transcript is spliced from 15 exons. Bases 120 to 3785 code for a protein of 1221 amino acids. Gene Ontology annotation, biological process: phosphatidylinositol-mediated signaling; phosphatidylinositol phosphate biosynthetic process. Gene Ontology annotation, cellular component: cytoplasm; membrane. Gene Ontology annotation, molecular function: 1-phosphatidylinositol 4-kinase activity.